Messenger RNA from Aphidius gifuensis, 1632 nucleotides. RefSeq names its product SET domain-containing protein SmydA-8-like. The record is from RefSeq and is a predicted model, not a curated record. The coding region runs from base 130 to 1560 and encodes 476 amino acids. The transcript has 5 exons. Gene Ontology annotation, molecular function: protein binding. Lineage: Eukaryota; Metazoa; Arthropoda; Insecta; Hymenoptera; Braconidae.
GUAUACUCGUUUCUAUUUUAAGAAAUGAAAAUUUAAAAAUAUACAUGACCUCUUCAUUUCAUUAGUAGUAAAAUCCACUCAUCUAUACCAAUAAAAAGAAAACAUAUCUGACUAUUGAAAGGAAAGAAAAUGAUAGAGCCAGAAAUGAUGGAAAAACUUUUAAUAAAUUAUUUGAAAAAACAUAAUAUUUAUGAUAAUAAUAAAUCUUGGUGUGUUAAAUAUUCAAGCUUAGGUGGUCGCGGUCUUCAUGCAAUUCGUGAUAUUAAACAGGGUGAAUUAAUAUUUACUGAUAAACCAUUGAUAAUUGGACCGAGAUGUUACAAUAAAUAUUUACCAAUGUGUAUUAAUUGUUACAAAUCUGAUUGCACAUUAUUUUCUUGUGAUAAUGGUUGCGGUCUACCAAUUUGUUCAAAUGAUUGUGAAAAUUCAAUAAAACAUAUUAAUUCAGAGUGUAAAUAUUUAAAUAAUUUACAAGUAACAUGUGGAUCCAUGUGGUCAAUGGAAUUAUUACAAACAGUUGUACCAAUACGUGCAUUAUCAUUAAAUGAUGAUGAAAAAAAAUUGUUAAAUGGUAUGGAAUGUCAUGAUGGUCCUGGACAUGGAAGAGAAAUUGAAUUAUUAAAAAAAAAUAUUUCAAAUAUUAUCAAUGAAGAUGAUGAAAAAUAUAUGAAAAAAGUAUGUCGUAUUUUUGAUACAAAUGCAUUUGAGACAGUUUUAAUAAUUGAUGGUAAAACAUCAAUAAGUUUACGAGGAUUAUUUCCACUAGGUGCAUUACAAAAUCACAGUUGUACACCAAAUACUCGUCAUUAUUUUACAAAUAAUAAUGUCAUGAUAACAAAAGCAUCAAGAGAUAUUAAAGCUGGUGAAGAACUCACAAUGACAUACACUGAUUUAUUAUGGGAUACAUCAUUACGUAGACGAUACUUGAUUGCAUCAAAACAUUUUGAAUGUAAUUGUAAAAGAUGCUGUGAUCCAUUGGAAUUGGGAAGCCAAAUUGGAGCAAUGAGAUGUGCAAAUAUUGAUUGUUAUGGUUUUAUAUACCCUGACGAGCCAUUGAACUUUGAAACAUCAUGGUCAUGUCGUGAAUGUUUUAAAAAAAUUACCAACAGACAGAUAAAAGUUAUUCGUUCAGGAAUAAAGUCUAUUAUUGAUCCAAUACUACUUGAAUCACCUCGUAAAUUAUUAAAUUUUAUUGAAACUGAAUUAUUAACUCUAGUACCACCGACAAAUCACAUCAUGCUUGACAUGAAAUUUCGUAUUAUUUCUUAUUUUGGAAGAAUUACUGAUUUAACAUGGAAAGAAUUAACUGAAAAAGAACUUGAACUCAAGGAAAAAUAUUGUUAUGAUUUACUUGAUAUUAUGGAUCAUUUAAAUCUUGGUGAUCAUCAAAAAAAAGGAUUAAUUUUAUACGAAUUAUACUGUACGAUAAAUGAAAAAUUACGUAGAGAUAAAAAUUUAAUAAUAAAAAAAAAUAAUGAUAAAAUUAUUGAUAAAAUAUUGGAAAUACUUAAAGAUGAUAUAUCAGCACCACUUGAUUUGAAGAAUUUUCAAGAUGUAUGAUUAUUUAGUUGUAUUGAUCAAACAAAGAAAAAAAAAAUAAACGAGUCAUAAAAAUAAAAAAAUGCAGAAUAA